This is a messenger RNA of Myotis daubentonii (Daubenton's bat), 1565 nucleotides long. It is a transcript of the gene SULT1B1, whose product is annotated as sulfotransferase family 1B member 1. Gene Ontology annotation, molecular function: sulfotransferase activity. The record is from RefSeq and is a predicted model, not a curated record. Lineage: Eukaryota; Metazoa; Chordata; Mammalia; Chiroptera; Vespertilionidae.
CUCGGACUGACCUGUUGGCAAAGUCACAAACAAGUCCCAGCUUAGAGGACACAGUCCUCUUAGCAUAAUUAGGCUUGACCUUAUAACACUCCCUUGAUCUUAUUUGGGAAGCUAAUGGGCUGAGGGAAGUGCAGGAAGUGUAACUAUGGUCAAAACAAGUGAAACUCACAAGAACUGUGUAACUAUGGUGACCACUGCCCUGUUUACCUCUGACUAUAAAAGGUCGGUGCAGCCUGAGCACGGGUGGAAGUCUUUCCUCUUGAGUUGGACUUACCCGCCUGGCCCCCAAUAUUCCCAAAUUAUCUCGUGUCUUUUCUCUUUCAUUUGUGUGCGGCUCUUGUUCCAGAUACUGAACCCUGAACCAUGCGGGACAUGGAGGGAAACAUUUACCAACAGGAUAUCAAACCUGCAAUCCAGGAUUUGACUGUAAAAAAAAAAUAUUCUAUUAAGAAUCUGUACAAUUUGGUACAAAAUGACUACUCCCAAAGACGUACUGAGAAAAAAUUUGAAGAUGGUUCAUGGCUAUCCUAUGAUCUAUGCUUUUGUGGACAACUGGGAAAGGAUUGAACAGUUCCACAGCAGGCCAGAUGACAUUGUGAUAGCCACUUACCCCAAAUCAGGUACCACUUGGGUAAGUGAAAUUGUGGACAUGGUUUUAAAUGAUGGAGAUGUUGAGAAAUGUAAGCGAGAUUUUAUAACUGUGAAAGUUCCAAUGUUGGAAAUGGCUGUCCCUGGAUUAAGAACGUCAGGUGUAGAGCAAUUAGAGAAGAAUCCAUCACCCCGGCUUGUGAAGACACAUCUACCCAUUGAUCUCCUUCCUGAGUCUUUUUGGAAGAACAACUGCAAGAUGAUUUAUCUGGCUCGAAAUGCCAAGGAUGUUGCAGUCUCAUAUUAUCAUUUUGACUUAAUGAAUAAUUUGCAACCUCUUCCUGGCACCUGGGAUGAAUAUCUAGAGAGAUUCAUGGCUGGAAAUGUGGCCUAUGGUUCCUGGUUUAAUCAUGUUAAGAGCUGGUGGAAGAAAAAAGAAGAACACCCAAUACUUUUCUUGCACUAUGAAGAUAUGAAAGAGAAUCCAAUGCAGGAAAUCAAGAAGAUUGCUACAUUUCUAGAGAAAAACCUAAAUGAUGAGAUCUUAAAUAAGAUUGUCCAUCACACCUCAUUUGGAAUGAUGAAGGACAACCCUCUGGUGAAUUAUACACAUAUACCAAGUUCAGUGAUGGAUCACAGUAAAUCCCCUUUUAUGCGCAAAGGGAUUGCAGGUGACUGGAAGAAUUACUUCACAGUGGCCCAAAAUGAGAAAUUUGAUGCCAUUUAUAGGAAGGAAAUGUCUGGAAGUACACUGCAGUUCCGCACAGAAUUUUGAAGAGCAUACAAUGCAAAUCUAAAAGAAUUGACCUGUAAUUUGUUGAAACAAGGAUAGUUGUGAUUUGAUGUGCACAAUCAAAUGGGGUUUAAAAGGGACAAUUGUGCUUUUAAAACUUUGAUUUUCCAGUGUCAUUAAUCAGUUCCCAGUUUUGCUCCUGACUCUGAGCUUCCGAAUUUUAUAAAGUUAAGAGCAAUCAUUA